GUGUCCUUACGAAAGGAGCAAACAGUGUGGCUACUAAGAGAAUCAUUUCCGAAAAUGAUUGGCUGAAAAACCGAUCUAGGACAUUAUUCCCGGCCAAGCUAAGCGGCAGGAAACCGGAAGUGCGCGUUGCGCGCGGCUCUUUUGAGAGCUAAAACUUGAGUCUGAGCGCGAAGAAAAUGGAUCGGUACUUUCUGCUCGUCACCUGGAGGGAAGGAAAGUUUCGAUCGGUGGCCGGUGGGGAGAGCCAACCCGGGACUGAGGCGGCGUCGCUGGAGAGCAGCGAGAAACAGCCUCACUUGACAACAUCCAGUAUUUAUCACCUCUUGAAGAGAAGCAUCAGUGAUUCCAUUCAUCCAGAAGAUAGUACAUUUCCUGCUUGUUCAGUGGGUGGCACACCUCAUCCCAGGAAGUGGUUCUUUGCAGUGCAAGCCAUAUGCGGGUUUUACCAGUUUUGCAGUUCUGACUGGCAAGAGAUACAUUUCGAUGCGGAAAGAGAUAAGAUAGAAGAUGUUCUUCAGGCAAACAUAGAAGAAUGUCAGAGUGCCGUCGAGUGCUUGGAAGAGGACGACAGCAACAGCAGGGAAUCCCUGUCCCUGGCUGACCUAUAUGAAGAAUCGGCAGAAAGUUUACAUCAGUUAUCAGACAAGCUUCCAGCUCCUGGCAGAGCAAUGAUAGACAUAAUAUUAUUGCCUUCUGACAAAGAGCCUCCUAAAUUAAGAGAGUGCUUGCCUGCUGUAGGGGCACUGAAGCAUCUGAAGGAAUGGCAUGCAGCGAAGGUUACCGUAGCAGGAGAUCACUAUGAGACUAAUUGUCAGAAAAUUGCAGACUACCUUUCAGCUAAGGUUGUACCUUUCGAGGAGUUCAGAAAUGCCAUUGACUCAAGGGAACUGUGGAGGGGAGAGAUUCAGAUACGGGAAAGAAAGUUUGGAUUUGAAAUUGGUUUUCCCGAAUUUUGUUUAAAGGGAGUUACACCUACGAGUGUUAGUAUGCAUAAUUUAAAUACCUGCUUUCUUGCCAAAAAGAUAGCGCCAUCAAAAGAUAAGAAUAUUCUGCCUAAGGUUUUUCAUUAUUAUGGUCCUGCUUUAGAGUUUGUGCAGAUGAUAAAAUUAUCAGACCUUCCCUCCUGUUACAUGUCUGACAUCGAAUUCGAGUUAGAGGUGACCGGAAACUGCGGGAAGCAGAAUUCCACGCUGCUAUUGGAACAGCUCUCUUCUCUGUGUGGCAAGGUCGGUGCUCUUUUUGUGUUGCCAUGUACGGUUAGUAACGGACUGAUCCCACCUCCCAACCAACUGACUUCAAGAAAGUGGAAGGAGUACAUAGCUAAGAAGCCCAAAACAAUCAGUGCUCCAGCUGUUGCUGUGAAAGGAGAGCAGUCCAGCUACUGUCUCCUGGUGCAAGGCAGCGGCAAGAGACGGUGCACAGCCACAUUGCUCCACUCGGCCAGCCAGAUCAAUGGCUCCUUUGCGCUCAGUUUCAUCCAUGGGAAGAUGAAAACAAAGACGGAAGAAGCCUCGUUGAGUUUUCCUUUUGAUUUCUCAUCACUCCCGAGUUUUUCUGAGGAGCAGGUUUUGCAAAGAGAGAAACAGUUAGCCAGCGUUCAGCUUCUGGCUUUGAAAGAAUGCCUGAAAAGAAGAAAGGCUGCCAGUCAGCCUGAAGCAGUUUCUGCUGAUGAACUCAAAAGUCUGUUGGUGUUGACAAGGGAACGCUUCCUAGGUCAAUUUGAUGCCCUCGCCCCUAAAGCAGUUUUAACACAAACAGACAAAAUGAAAUCUGCUGGUAUGGUAAAUGAUGCCAGAACAGCGGAACCUUAUUCUUCAAGUCUAAUGGAAACCAAUCCUCUGGAAUGGCCAGAAAGACAUGUUCUUCAGAACUUAGAAACUUUUGAAAAAGCUAAACAAAAAAUGAGAACUGGUUCAUUACCUCGUUCAUCUGAACAGUUGCUGGGCCAUAAAGAGGGUCCCCGGGACUCAAUCACAUUAUUGGAUGCUAAGGAACUGCUGAAAUAUUUCACCUCGGAUGGAUUACCAGUUGGAGAUCUACAGCCAUUACAGAUUCAAAAGGGGGAAAAAACUUUCGUUUUGACACCAGAACUUAGUCCUCGGAAACUUCAGGUCUUGCCUUUUGAAAAAGCUUCCGAAUGCCAUUACCACGGGAUUGAAUACUGCUUGGAUGACCAGAAAGCUUUAGAAAGAGAUGGGGGAUUUUCCGAACUGCAGUCUCGUCUUAUUCGUUAUGAGACUCAGACCACCUGCACCAGAGACAGUUUUCCCGUCCCCACUGUGCUGAGCCCCCUUCCGUCCCCCGCAGUUCUGUCAGAGCCACGGAGUGUCCCCGACGGAGAAGCACUACAAAGCGAGCUCCGAACUGAAGUUUCUGGUUUGAAAAGGAGAUCUAAAGAUCCGAGUUGCCACUACCCCCAGAAAAGACUUACGAAAUCAGAAAGUUCUGAUUGUCUGCUUUCUCAGACAAGUUGCAGUAGUAAUCAUUACCGUCACGUGGGAACAUCGCGAAAGCCUCACGCAGCCUCUGUGUCAGUGCUUCCAGCUCCUCGUCGCGAGGCUUCCAAAGUUACGGCAAAGACCAGUGCAGGACAGAAGAGCGCGUGCGCAUCAAAACCACCAAAGCAAGUUAAGGAAUCGCGCUCACAGAAACACACACGGAUGCUGAAGGAGGUGGUGAAGGACACGCUUAAGCAGCAGCGCAUCUCCGAGGCCCACGAGUGCUUCGCCGCCUGCAGCCAGAGGCUGUUCGACAUCUCCAAGUUCUACCUAAAGGAUCUUAAAACAUCAAGGGGUCUCUUUGAAGAAAUGAAGAAAACGGCCAACAGCAAUGUGAUGCAGGUGAUCGAAUGGGUGUUGGAAAAGAGCAAGAGAUAAACUGUUGUUCUUCUGUUCCUAUGGAGACUGCGCACGUGUGAACUUAGAGAAUAGAUGGUACACGUGUAAAGAGGACCCUAGUGUCCUGUAUUUAU
Molecule: messenger RNA, 2971 nt
Organism: Arvicola amphibius (Eurasian water vole)
Lineage: Eukaryota; Metazoa; Chordata; Mammalia; Rodentia; Cricetidae
Gene: Mtbp
Product: MDM2 binding protein
Exons: 22
Coding region: 177-2876 (899 amino acids)
Biological process (GO): protein localization to kinetochore; traversing start control point of mitotic cell cycle; regulation of protein ubiquitination
Cellular component (GO): kinetochore
Source: RefSeq, a predicted model, not a curated record